This is a messenger RNA of Rubroshorea leprosula, 340 nucleotides long. NCBI's taxonomy places the organism in Eukaryota, Viridiplantae, Streptophyta, Magnoliopsida, Malvales, Dipterocarpaceae. The record is from the annotation of a GenBank genome assembly.
GUAAUUCAAGUUUUAUCUAUUCCUUCCACUAUUCAUUAUCUCUAUCUAAUGGACUAAGCUACGCAUACAAACAAUAUAUUAAAUAUAAUUAACCUUUUAGUUUUGACAUCCGAGUACUUAUGGAUGUUCAGGAAGGCAAAAGGCAAAUGAAGCCCACUCUCGAGACACUUACGGCUGAAAAUGAAUACCUUAGAAAAGAAAACAGUUUGUGGAAUCAGAAGUUUGAAAGUGCUCUAUCAGAGGAAUUUGACAAAUUGAAGAAGUGGCAGAAGCAACGUAAAAACAAAAGCAAAUUGAGGCUGAAAAUGAAUCACUAAAAGAAGAAAAUGCCCUUGUGAAA